This is a messenger RNA of Nicotiana attenuata, 2750 nucleotides long. RefSeq names its product origin of replication complex subunit 2-like. Lineage: Eukaryota; Viridiplantae; Streptophyta; Magnoliopsida; Solanales; Solanaceae. The record is from RefSeq and is a predicted model, not a curated record. Bases 1343 to 2335 code for a protein of 330 amino acids. Gene Ontology annotation, cellular component: nuclear origin of replication recognition complex; nucleus. Gene Ontology annotation, molecular function: DNA replication origin binding. The transcript is spliced from 7 exons. Gene Ontology annotation, biological process: DNA replication.
GUUUGCCUUCUAAUAUCUCAUCUGUUUAUAUUAUUAGUUGCUAAAUCUCAACCAAAGGUGGAUUGUGAAGUACCAUUGCUCCCAGACAGUUGUUGCAACCUUAUGUAGGGAUACUUCUUUUCAGAAAUUGUUUAAUUGUAUAUAUGGCUCGAAUUGAGUUCACUUAGUGUGAGGUAGAGAGACAUAGCACAUAAUUUUCAAGAUAACAAAUAUAAAUAGUUAUCUGUCGAGUUCAGGGAAAAUGAGAAACUCCAAAUCCAACAAAUAAUGAAAAGAUAUUCAAGAUAUUUUCUUAAGAUUGAAAACAUACUAGUUCCCGUUAGAAUUGUUUGCUUUCACAUAUUUGCAAGGAUUUGAAUUAUAGAAUCCUCAAUACAUAAUUUUUUUAACAUUUGAAUGAAGCUAAUAAAUAACAAUUACACAAAGAAAAAGUGAAACUGAAUUAUUGUGAAAUGCUUAAGAGAUAUUGAUGGGAACCUGUACAUGCAAAUGGCCAGCUGUGUGUACAAAUACAUGAAUGGAAAACCUUUUGCAUCUGAAUGGAGCCUUAGGAAAUUCAGAGGUUAAACCCAAUGUUCAAAAACGAGAGCAAAAUGAAUAGAAAGCCAGGUUGAAGGUAAAAGGAAGCAUUCCUAUCGCAUAAUCACAUAACUAUACAAUUGUUGUCAGUUGACAAUGUUGCAGCUUUUUAUCUUUUGAAACAAAGAAAUCCAAAAAUAAAACGCCCAGACUAAUAAUAAUCGUUCACGUUACUUUUUUUGAUAGAUAACAAUCCUUACACAUUAAGUUACCACUCAGAAUUCUCUUUUUUCCCAGUCAUUGCGGUAGCUUCAGUUAAACUAUGUAGAAAGAAAAAUAUAGUAUUUGGCCAGUCAAGUGCUUUUAAGAAAAAAAAUGAAUAAAGGUUAUCCAAAAGAUGAAAGUAGCAGAAAUGAAGAUGUUGAGAUGGAUGUGCGGGCAUACUAGGCUUGAUAAAAUUAGGAACGAAGAUAUUCGGGAGAAGGUGGGGUGGCUCCCAUGGACGACAAGAUUCGGGAAGCAAGGCUUAGAUGGUUCAGGCACGUGCAGAGGAGAAGCCUAAAUGCGCCGAUUAGGAGGCGUGAGCGGUUGGCUUUGGCGGGUAUGAGAAGAGGUAGAGGGCGGCCUAAGAAGUAUUGGGGAGAGUUGAUCAGGCAGACAUGGUACGACUUCAGAUUUCCGAGGACAUGGCUCUUGAUAGGAAUGUGUGGAGGUCGAGCAUUGAAGGUUUGGAGGAAAGAAAGAUAGAAUCAACAAAGGGCUAGUGGACAAUACCUUCAAAGAUGAGGGUUAAUAUGCAUUUUCCAAAUUACACUUGUUGUACAUGGAAUUAAGAGAGGUGGCAACUACUAUUGAGCCCAAACAUGAGAAAGAAGUAAAUGAUUUGAUCAAUAGGUACAAAAGUUUGUAUUCAGAAUGGCUUUUCGUGCUAAGGUUUCCCUUUCCAAUCCUUUAUUACUCUGAUAGGUGUGGUUUUGCACUUUUGAUGUAUGGCUUUGGAUCAAAGAAAGCUUUGAUUGAAGAUUUUGCCACAAGAUCUUUAACUGAGUAUUCUGUUGUUGUCGUCAAUGGGUAUCUCCAGUCUAUAAAUCUUAAACAGGUGGUGAUAACACUAGCUGAGCUCCUUUGGGAUCAACUAAAAUUGCGACAAAAGACAACAUCAAGAAAUCUGUCUAAAAGCCAACAACCAUUUAACCCCAGAUCCAUGGAUGAGCUUCUUGCUUUUCUAGACAAACCAGAUCUAGAAGAUGAGUGUUUUGUUUGCAUUGUUGUUCAUAACAUUGAUGGUCCAGGGUUGCGUGAUUCUGACUGCCAACAAUGUCUUGCAAGUAUUGCUGCUUGUUCUCAUGUCCGUAUGGUUGCUUCCAUUGACCAUGUCAAUGCUCCUCUUUUGUGGGACAAGAAGAUGGUCCAUACACAGUUUAACUGGUAUUGGUCCCAUGUUCCUACUUUUGCUCCAUACAAGGUUGAAGCAAUGUUUUUCCCUUUCAUUCUCGCUCAUGGGGGCACUGCUCAAAGUGUGAAGACAGCUUCAAUUGUCUUACAGAGUCUGACACCAAAUGCUCAAAAUGUUUUUAAAGUUCUUGCGGAGCAUCAAUUGGCGCACUCUGAUGAAGAAGGGAUGCCAAUCAAUAAUCUGUACACUACAUGCCGAGAACGUUUCCUGGUGAGUAGUCAAGUUACUUUGAAUUCACAUCUGACAGAAUUUAAGGACCAUGAGUUGAUCAAAACCAAAAGAAAUUCGGAUGGUCAAGAUUGCUUGUAUAUUCCUCUUACAAAUGAAGCCCUUCAGAAACUUAUCGCAGAGAUCAUUUAACAGGGUUUCUAUACGAGAGGGGAAAUUACUAAUUGGCAAGUUCUAAGCAGAUGCAUCUUUAUGUAUGGGAAAAAUUUCACGUGCAGAAAAGUGCAUCUACUCACUGCUUGCUAGUAAGAAAUACUAGCCUGGUUCUCCGCUGGCUGUCACAUUGACAUGUUAGGAUAUCAGUUUAGUAUGGAAAACCUAUCAAGCAUAUUUAAGAGGCAGCAAAGGUACUGCGUGCUCCUGGUUUCAGUUGUCUAUGGUGUGGGGGUUUACUAGAUCCUCUUUUGUAAAUGUUGUAACAGUAGUAAUUUCUGUUGACCAUCUUCUUAUUAAGAGAUUCAGCUUUGUAAAAAGGCCAAUUACUUUGAAUAUAGUCUGCAGUCACUUGAAGCACCGUUUGAUGUUUUAUAGAUUCUUGCUUCUUUAA